AUGUCGAAGCGAAAGCUCAAUGCGCACGACGUCCCAGAGGCUUCUGAGCCGUCUUCGCCCUCCGCAACACCGACGAAGAACGAUGAUACCCAAGAACAGACCGAGAAGCCCACGUUUUCGUCCUUCGGCCUGGAGCCCCGCCUGCUCCAGGGCAUUCGAAACCAGAAAUGGUCCGCGCCAACAACCGUACAAGAGAAGGUUGUACCGUUAGCACUGGAGGGAAAAGACAUCUUGGCUAGGUCUGGCACCGGCACCGGCAAGACGGCGGCGUACCUGCUUCCUAUACUUGACAAAAUACUUCGUCGCACAGAAAAGCGCGUUACGUCGUCCCUCAUACUCGUUCCGACGAAAGAGCUCGCUCUGCAAGUUUCGAGACUGGCUGUAAGGCUCGCCGCCUACUGUGGUCAAGAUGUGCGAGUCCAGAAUCUGGCGGGCAAAGAAUCAGACGCCGUCCAGCGGGCCAAGCUUGCCGAGCUUCCUGACAUUGUGGUAGCAACACCCGCACGGGCGGCUGCGAACAUUGGAGCGCUAUCAUUGAAGUCCCUGGCCACACUCGUCGUCGAUGAAGCCGAUCUGAUAUUCGGAUACGGGUUCAAGGACGACCUGGAAAUUGUGUCGCAGAACAUGCCCAAGGGUGUCCAGAUUUUCCUCAUGAGCGCAACACUCAGUACCGAUGUCGAAGCCGUACAAGCACUUUUCUGCCGAGACCCGGUCAUACUGAAAUUGGACGACCUUGAGAAGGACGCGCAAUUGGUUAAGCAAUAUGUCAUUCCAUGUGCCGAGCAAGACAAGUUCCUGCUGGCAUACUCUCUAUUCAAGUUGCAGCUUAUUCGAGGGAAGACGAUCGUUUUCGUCGGAGACACCGAUCGCAGUUACCGGCUAAAGCUAUUCCUCGAGCAGUUCGCAAUCAAGAGCUGUGUGCUCAACAGCGAACUCCCUCUCGCAUCGCGGCUUCAUAUCGUGGAAGAGUUCAACAAGAACAUAUACAACAUUCUGAUCACUUCGGAUGAUACCGAGCUGGUAGGCUCGAUCACCAAAGAUUCGGAAUCAGAAUCUCGCCCGCGGAAGAAGAAAGCCAAGCUCGAAGGCGGCAAGACGGACUCUGGAGUCUCGCGCGGCAUUGAUUUCCGUGACGUUAGCUGCGUAGUCAACUUCGAUUUGCCGACAACAUAUCGCGCAUAUUUCCACAGGAUAGGCAGGACGGCCCGCGCCGGCAAGAGCGGUACCGCGAUCUCCUUCAUGAUACCCAAGGACCAGUACCGCAAGCACAAGAGCACCACCUUCGCUGGCUCCGAAAACGACGAAGAGAUCCUGAAGAAGAUUGACAAGCACCAGCAACCAGGCCAGAAAAUAGAAGACUGGACUUUCGACAUGAAGAGGCUGGAGCCGUUCCGUUAUCGCUUUGCAGACGCGCUGAGGGCCGUGACAAGGAUCGCCGUGCGCGAGGCGCGCAUCAAGGAAAUCCGCAUGGAGCUUACAAAGUCCCAAAAGCUGUCUAGAUACUUUGAGGAGAACCCAGAGGAAUUGGAGCACCUCAGGCAUGAUCAGACUUUGAACCACCCGGCGCGCAUUCAGCCGCAUCUUAAGCAUGUACCCGAUUACCUACUUCCCGGUGGAAAGAAACCGCAGGACAUCGGCUUCGUGGCCUUGGACAAACCGAAGAGGAGAUUCGUGAAGGGCAAGGGGAAGAAGGUGGUGCGCGGCAGGAAUGGCAAAAUUGAUCCGCUGAAGACGUUUAACGCGAGGGGCAAGGGGAAGAAAUAG
This is a messenger RNA of Didymosphaeria variabile, 1764 nucleotides long. RefSeq names its product ATP-dependent DNA/RNA helicase (gene DBP9). NCBI's taxonomy places the organism in Eukaryota, Fungi, Ascomycota, Dothideomycetes, Pleosporales, Didymosphaeriaceae. Gene Ontology annotation, molecular function: ATP binding; nucleic acid binding; RNA helicase activity. The transcript has 4 exons. The record is from RefSeq and is a predicted model, not a curated record. Bases 1 to 1764 code for a protein of 587 amino acids. Gene Ontology annotation, cellular component: nucleolus.